AUGGGUCUUUUUACGCGGCAGGAGCAGCCAAGCUCUACAGAUGAGUUCUUGGAUCUGAUUGCUGAUCCAUUCUCUUCUUCGAUCCAACAAAGCUCCAUCUACGCCGCUAUCGUUUAUUCCUUCGUCAUCACCGGUCUCCUCUUCCUCUCGUUCUGCUUUCUGCGUCCACGAAACAACCGCGUCUAUGCGCCACGAGCGAAACAUGCUGACGAGAAGCACCGACCGCUGCCGCUGGACAAAGGUCCAUUCGAUUGGAUAAAAGCCAUCACGAACACAAAAGAGCAAGACCUCGUGGACAAAAUCGGCCUAGAUGCCGUUCUCUUCAUGAGGUUCCUCCGGAUGGUCAGGAACAUUUUUAUUGUGCUCAGCGUCAUCGGCUGCGGUAUCCUGAUCCCUGUCAACGUCGUUGGGGGGUCGAACAUAUACGACAACUAUGGCGACGUAGCAACGCUCAUGAAGUUCACGCCACAAUACAUCUAUGGCGGAAACAAGUUCUGGGCCUUUGUCAUUGUAGCGUACCUUUUCCAAGGUACCAUUUGCGGCUUCAUCUGGUGGAACUAUAGCGCGGUUUUCAGGCUCAGGCGCACAUACUUCGAAAGCGCAGAGUACAAAGCCAGCCUGCAUUCACGGACAUUACUGCUUACCCACAUUCCCAAUUCCUCGCGAACCGACACUGGAAUUGCCGAAUUGAUCGAAUCAGAUAAACAAACAGACGAUGUUCCCCGAACAGUGGUUGGGCGCAACGUCAAGGACUUGCCCGAACUGAUCGAAAAGCACGACGAGGCUGUACGCGAGCUCGAACAGUGCCUCGCCAAAUAUCUCAAAAACCCGAACCACCUACCAGCGAAACGCCCUACCUGCAAGGCCAAGAAGGAUGACACCACAGCACACGGAAAAGGAAGAGUGGACGCGAUCGACUAUCUUACGGACCGAAUAGCAAGGCUGGAGGUAUCCAUCAAAGAAGUGCGAGAGAGCGUAGACAUGCGGAACCCCAUGUCCUAUGGUUUUGCCUCCUACGCCCGCAUCGAAGACGCACAUGCCGUUGCAUACGCCACAAAGAAGAAGGGCCCCAAAGGCUGCGACGUAUAUCUUGCGCCAAAGCCCCACGAUCUUCUAUGGCAAAACCUUUCCAUGAGCCGGAAGACACGCCGCGCGAGAGCAUUUUGGGAUGGUCUGUGGAUGGUGCUCCUGACAAUCGCUUUCAUCGUACCUAACAUCUUAACCUCGGCCUUCUUGUCCAACUUCGCGAAUCUAGGUCUUGUCUGGAAGGACUUUCAAACCAAUCUAAAUGCUCACCCAACCGGAUGGGCUAUCGCACAGGGUAUCUUGGCCCCUCUGGUACAGACACUCAUGUAUAUGGGCAUCCCAAUCGUUUUUCGUCGAUUGUUCACUCACUCGGGUGACGUUUCGAAGACCUCCCGGGAGCGUCAUGUUGCAUCUCGCCUUUACGCCUUCUACGUGUUCAACAACCUCGUAGUCUUCUCCGUCUUCGGUUCCGUAUGGCGCUUUGUGGCAGCUGUAGUUGGAGCACAGAACAUAGGUGUGUGGGAGGCUAUGAAGAAAGGCCAGCCCUUUACGCAGCUGGUGACUGGGUUGUGCAAUGUUUCCACUUUCUGGCUUACCUGGCAGAUGCAAAGAAACCUUGGUGCUGCGAUUGAUCUGUCGCAAGCGUGGACCUUUGCUUGGUCCUGGAUUCAGCGAACCUUUUUUUCUCCCACACCGCGAGAAAUGAUCGAACUCAGUGCCCCUCCACCAUUCGCAUACGCGGAGUACUACAACAACUACCUCUUUGUUACCACCGUCGGCCUUUGCAUGGGCUCACUGCAGCCUAUUGUUUUGCCGGUUACUGCUUUCUACGUCGGCAUGGACGUUAUUUUCAAGAAAUAUCUCCUGCAAUACGUCUUCAUCACCAAGACUGAAUCUGGAGGCCGCUUCUGGCGUCUUCUCGUGAACCGCCUGCUCUUCGCUAUCCUCCUUGGGAAUGCUGUCAUUGCCCUCGUCGUCGGUGCCAAAGGUGUUACUGACCAAAACGUCUUCGAGAAUGGCAAGGUGCUCUACGCAAUGGUGCCACUUCCCUUCUUCCUCUUCGGAUUCAAAUGGUACUGCAAGAAGUCCUACGACGACAAGCUCCUCUACUACUCUACCCUCCCCUUCUCCGACAUCGAAAACACCCACAAUACGAACCACCCUAAGGCGCGAAAGGGCGACAAAGUCGGCGUCCGCUUCGGCAACCCCGCCAUCUACAAGAAACUCAUAACGCCCAUGGUGCACGCCAAAUCGCAACACCUGCUCAAGGAAAUCUACGGCCACCGCUCCAACGCCGACAACGAAAUCUUCGCUGCGCCCCACCGCCGCUCCACAGACCGCGCAACCCCCGCGAACCUGGGCUACGGCGACAUGUACCUGACAGAUAUGGACCACAGCGCGCCAGGCCGGUGCUCCUCCAUCGAGGGCGCGGCAAUGCCCAACGUCGAAGUUGUCGAGGAAGCCGAUCUCGAUUUCGAGAACUUCAAGCGGCGCGCCGAAUUCAGAGAAGAAUUCGGUGGCGAUGGGGAGCUGUAUGGACGGCCCGAGGACCUAAUUUCUCGGCCCGGCACACCCUCAACGUUCACUACCUUUGUGGAGAACUCGCCCUACGGAAGUCCCCACGGGAAGCGGCAGUCGGCUUCGCUCGCGGGGUCGCGGGGGAGCAGCCGCACACGGCUUGGUGAUCUUCAUGAUGAGGAUGAGGGUGAGGGCCACAGUUAUGCGAAGGGAUACCAGCACACGCCGACCACGGACACGUUCCAGGAGCAGGAUAUGGUGGACGUGGACAUCCCGGCUACGCCGCUAGACGCAGAGGAGAUGCUAAGAGCGAGUCACAGCAGACAGCCGCUGGUGGACAGGCGGUCGAGAGAUAGCUCGGCGGAUGGGGCGUACUUCAAUCGCAGUAUGCGUGGUGAAGGUACGAGUUACGAAAGUUAUAGACAUAGAUGA
Molecule: messenger RNA, 2976 nt
Organism: Macroventuria anomochaeta
Lineage: Eukaryota; Fungi; Ascomycota; Dothideomycetes; Pleosporales; Didymellaceae
Product: DUF221-domain-containing protein
Exons: 3
Coding region: 1-2976 (991 amino acids)
Cellular component (GO): plasma membrane
Molecular function (GO): calcium-activated cation channel activity
Source: RefSeq, a predicted model, not a curated record